Ochotona curzoniae (black-lipped pika) is the source of this 6284-nucleotide messenger RNA. RefSeq names its product laminin subunit gamma 1 (gene LAMC1). The record is from RefSeq and is a predicted model, not a curated record. Bases 1 to 5052 code for a protein of 1683 amino acids. Lineage: Eukaryota; Metazoa; Chordata; Mammalia; Lagomorpha; Ochotonidae. The transcript has 29 exons. Gene Ontology annotation, molecular function: extracellular matrix structural constituent.
AUGCCGGCUCCCCCUGCCUCGCUCCCGCCCCUGCCGGCUGGGGCGGCAUCCCAGGCGCCUGAGCCCGCCCGCCGGCCCGGGGCCCCCGCCGGCCUGGACGCGCCCCCUCGGCCCCUCCCCGGACCCCGCGCGGCCUCCCGGCAUGCACCGCCAGGUCCUCCCCGAGCCAGCGAGCGCGCGCCGGCUCUCUCCUUCCCGGCGCGCUCGGCGGGCGCGGAGGUCGGCCGGUGGGCGCUGCGCGCGGAGGGCACGGCGGCGGACAUGCGGGCCCCUGCGCUCUGGCCGGCGCUGGCCGUGCUGGCGGCGGCCGCGGGCUGCGCGCGGGCGGCCAUGGACGAGUGCGCGGACGAGCGCGGGCGGCCGCAGCGCUGCAUGCCCGAGUUCGUCAACGCCGCCUUCAACGCCACGGUGGUGGCCACCAACACGUGCGGGAGCCCGCCCGAGGAGUACUGCGUGCAGACCGGGGUGACCGGGGUCACCAAGUCCUGCCACCUGUGCGACGCCGCGCAGCCGCACCUGCGGCACGGCGCCGCCUUCCUCACCGACUACAACAACCAGGCCGACACCACCUGGUGGCAGAGCCAGACCAUGCUGGCCGGCGUGCAGUACCCCAGCGCCAUCAACCUCACGCUGCACCUCGGCAAAGCCUUCGACAUCACCUAUGUGCGCCUCAAGUUUCACACCAGCCGCCCCGAGAGCUUCGCCAUCUACAAGCGUGCGCGGGAGGAUGGGCCCUGGGUGCCCUACCAGUACUACAGCGGCUCGUGCGAGAACACCUACGGCCGGGCCAGCCGAGGCUUCAUCCGCACGGGCGAGGACGAGCAGCAGGCGCUGUGUACCGACGAGUUCAGCGACAUCUCCCCACUCACUGGCGGCAACGUGGCCUUCUCCACGCUGGAAGGGCGGCCCAGCGCCUACAACUUCGACAACAGCCCUGUGCUGCAGGAGUGGGUGACAGCCACAGACAUCAGGGUCACCCUGAACCGGCUCAACACCUUCGGGGACGAGGUGUUCAGUGACCCCAAGGUCCUCAAGUCCUACUACUAUGCCAUCUCCGACUUCGCCGUGGGCGGCAGGUGUAAGUGUAACGGCCAUGCCAGCGAGUGUGUGAAGAACGAGCUGGGCCAGCUGGUGUGCAACUGCAAGCACAACACGCACGGCGUAGACUGUGAGAAGUGCCUGCCCUUCUUCAAUGACCGGCCCUGGAGGAGGGCCACAGCCGAGAGCGCCAGCGAGUGCCUGCCCUGUGACUGCAACGGGCGCUCUGAGGAAUGCUACUUCGACCCCGAGCUGUACCGCUCCACCGGCCACGGCGGCCACUGCGUCCGCUGCCGCGACCACACUGCUGGCGCCCACUGCGAGCGCUGCCGGGAGGACUUCUUCCGUCUGGGGAGCAGCGAGGCCUGCUCGCCGUGCCACUGCAGCCCGGUCGGUUCACUCAGCACACAGUGUGACAGCUAUGGUCGCUGCAGCUGCAAGCCAGGGGUGACAGGUGACAAGUGUGACCGCUGCCAGCCUGGCUUCCACUCGCUGACUGAGGCCGGAUGCAGGCCGUGCUCCUGCAACCCAGCUGGCAGCGCCGACGAGUGCAGCGUGGAGACGGGCAGAUGCGUGUGCAAGGAGAACGUCGAGGGCUUCAACUGUGAGAGGUGCAAGCCUGGCUUCUUCAACCUGGACCCCUCGCAGCCCGGUGGCUGCACGCCCUGCUUCUGCUACGGCCACUCAUCCGUCUGCACCAGCGCCCCCGGCUACAGCGUCCACACCGUGUCCUCCACCUUCCAUGCCGACGAAGACGGCUGGCGCGUGGAGCAGAGGGACGGCUCCGAGGCCUCUCUCGAGUGGUCGUCCGAGCGCCAGGACGUGGCUGUGAUCUCCGACAGCUACUUCCCAAGAUACUUCGUGGCACCAGCCAAGUUCUUGGGGAGCCAGCUGCUGAGCUACGGCCAGAAUCUGUCCUUCUCCUUCCGUGUGGACAGGCGGGACACCCGGCUCUCUGCGGAGGAUGUGGUGCUGGAGGGCGCUGGCGUGCGUGUGGCCGUGCCCUUGAUUGCACAGGGCAACGCCUACCCGAGCGAGACUGCCGUCAAGUAUGUCUUCAGGCUCCAUGAGGCAGUUGACUACCCCUGGCGGCCAGCUCUCAGCCCCUUUGAGUUCCAGAAGCUCCUCAAUAAUUUGACGGCCAUCAAGAUUCGGGGCACCUACAGUGAGAGGAGUGCAGGGUACCUGGAUGACGUCACCCUCGCCACUGCUCGCCCGGGACCCGGGGUCCCUGUCACCUGGGUGGAGUCCUGCACCUGCCCUGUGGGCUAUGGAGGGCAGUUCUGUGAGACAUGCCUUCCAGGCUACCGACGAGAGACGCCGAGCCUCGGCCCGUACAGUCCCUGUGUGCCGUGUACCUGCAAUGGGCACAGCGAGACCUGCGACCCUGAGACAGGCGUCUGCGACUGCAGGGACAACACGGCUGGGCCCCACUGCGAGCGGUGCGGUGACGGCUACUACGGGGACUCCACCGCGGGCACCUCUGCCGACUGCCAGCCCUGCCCGUGUCCCGGAGGCUCCAGCUGCGCCAUGGUCCCCAAGACAAAGGAGGUGGUGUGCACCAACUGCCCCACGGGCACCACUGGUAAGAGGUGUGAGCUCUGUGAUGACGGCUACUUCGGGGACCCUCUGGGGAGAAACGGCCCCGUGAGGCUGUGCCGGCCUUGCCAAUGCAGCGACAAUGUGGACCCCAACGCCGUGGGGAACUGCAACCGCUCCACGGGCGAGUGCCUCAAGUGCAUCUACAACACUGCUGGCUUCUACUGUGAUCGCUGCAGGGACGGCUUCUUCGGGAACCCCCUGGCCCCCAGCCCCGCCGACAAGUGCCGAGCAUGCAACUGCAACCCCUAUGGGACUGUGAGGCAGCAAGGUGGCUGCGACCCGGUGACCGGGCAGUGCGAGUGUCUGUCCCAUGUGGCCGGCCGUGACUGUGGGACCUGUGAGCCUGGCUUCUACAACCUACAGAGUGGGCGCGGCUGCCAGAGGUGCGACUGCCAUGCCUUGGGCUCCACCGACGGGCAGUGUGACAUCCGCACGGGGCAGUGUGAGUGCCAGCCAGGCGUCACUGGCCAGCGCUGCGAGCGUUGUGAGGUCAACCACUUCGGGUUCGGGCCUGAAGGUUGCAAACCCUGUGACUGCCACCCCGAGGGGUCCCUGUCGCUGCAGUGCAGGGAGAACGGGGGCUGCGAGUGCAGGCCGGGCUUCGUGGGCAGCCGCUGCGAUCAGUGUGAGGAGAACUACUUCUAUAACCGGUCCUGGCCCGGCUGCCAGGAGUGCCCGGCCUGCUACCGGCUGGUGAAGGACAAGGUGGCCGAGCACCGGGCCAGGCUGCAGGAAUUAGAGAGCCUUGUGGCCAGCCUGGGCACAGGGGACGAGGCGGUGACAGACCAGGCCUUUGAGGACCGGCUGAAGGAGGCCGAGCGAGAGGUCACGGACCUGCUGCGGGAGGCCCAGGACGUUAAAGACGUGGACCAGAACCUGCUGGGCCGGCUCCAGAGGGUGAACAGCACGCUGUCCAGCCAGAUCAGCCGUCUACAGAACAUCCGCAAGACCAUCGCAGAGACAGCAGGCCUGGCCGAGCAGGCCCGCGGCCGUGUGCAGAGCACUGAGCGCCUCAUAGAAAUCGCAUCCAGAGAGCUGGAGCGGGCCAAGGUGGCUGCGGCCAACGUGUCUAUUACACAGCCUCAGGCCACCGGGGACCCAAACAACAUGACGCUGCUGGCGGAAGAGGCCCGCAGACUCGCGGAACGCCAUAAGCAAGAAGCGGACGACAUCGCCCGCGUGGCCACCACGGCCAACGACACCUCCGCUGAGGCGUUUGCCCUGCUGCUGCGGACGCUGGCGGGAGAGAACCAGACAGCGUUGGAGAUCCAGGAGCUCAACCGGAAGUAUGAACAAGCAAGGAAUCUCUCCCGGGACCUGGAAGCACAGGCUGCCCGCGUGCACGAGGAGGCCAAGCGGGCAGGCGACAAGGCUGUGGAGAUCUAUGCCAGCGUGGCGCAGCUGAGCCCUGUGGACUCAGAGGCCCUGGAGAACGAGGCGCGCAGGAUACAGAAGGAAGCCGAGGACCUGGACCGGCUGCUGGACCAAAAGCUGCAGGACUACGAGGACCUGCGGGACGACAUGCGCGCCAAGGAGCUGGAGGUGCAGACGCUCCUGGAAAAGGGCAGGACAGAGCAGCAGACUGCAGACCAGCUCCUUGCCCGUGCCGAUGCUGCCAAGGCACUUGCCGAGGAGGCCGCCAAGCGGGGCCGCGACACUUUGCAGGAAGCCAACGACAUCCUCAACAACCUGAAUGACUUUGACAGGCGUGUGAACGACAACAAAACAGCCGCCGAGGAGGCGCUGCGCAGGGUCCCUGCCAUCAACCGGACCAUCGCUGAGGCCAACGAGAAGACACAGGGGGCACAGUUGGCACUGGGCAACGCCGCAGCAGACGCCACCGAGGCCAAGCACAGGGCCCACGAGGCCGAGAGGAUCGCCAGCGCCGUCCAGAAGAAUGCAACCAGCACCAAGGCAGAGGCCGAGCGGACGUUUGCGGAGGUCACUGACCUGGACCAGGAAGUGAGCGACAUGCUGAAGCAGUUGCAGGACGCAGAGCAGGAGCUGAAGCAGAAGCAGGAGGAUGCCGAGCAGGACAUGAUGAUGGCCGGGAUGGCAUCACAGGCCGCUCAGGAAGCCGAGAUCAACGCCAGGAAGGUCAAGAACUCGGCCACCAGCCUGCUGGGCAUCAUCAAUGACCUCCUGCAGCAGCUGGGGCAGUUAGACACAGUGGACCUGAACAAGCUCAACGAGAUCGAGGGCAGCCUGAACAGGGCCAAAGGGGAGCUGGAGGCCAGCGGGCUGCUGCGCAAGGUGUCCGACCUGGAGGACGAGGCCCGGAAGCAGGAGGCCGCCCUGCUGGGCUAUGACCGCGACAUCGAGGAGGUGCUGCGGGACAUCCGUAACCUGGAGGACAUCAGGCGCAGCCUGCCGUCCGGCUGCUUCAACACGCCGUCCAUCGAGAAGCCCUAACGCCGCCCGCCGCCCCUCCCCGCACAGGCAGCCUCGUCCCGGUCCCCCGCCUGUCUAUGAAGGAAAAGCUGGGCCCGGAGUCUGGGGAGAGGGCCGUGGGGGCAUCUGGCCAGCUGCUGGGAGGGUGGACAGCUCACGGGGGACUGCUGACCCCAGCCCUCCGUGAGCAGCUGGCACGCUGUAACCACUGCGGUUGUCCUCCACGUCCAGCAAGGGCUGAUGGCGACUGGCCGGCUGGGCCAGGACUCGGGCAGAGGGACAGCGGCCAGCGAGACCUCAGCCCAGUAACAGGCCAGGAGAGACGUGGCCACCGCCCAUCCUCAGAACAGCUGGCGCCCUCCCAUCGCCCUGGAAUCUCCUGGACUGGGGGCUGACUGCCAGGUGCCGUCGGCGGACCCUGGGGCCCUGCACUCCAUGGUGGCAUGGUGCCUCCCAGGCUCCCCACCAUGGGCUCCCCACUGGGCUGCCCGGCCUCGGUCCUGCCCCCGCCUCUCUGCCUUCACCACUAUGCAACUUCACCCCUUGCUCGUGGGGGGAGACGGUGACCUGACACACUGGUGCUAUUAAUUAUUACAAAUUUAUAUUUUUGUGUGAACGUUUGUUUUAUCAUGAUUAUAGAGUAAGGAAUUUAUGUGAAUAUCCCCAGCCAUUUCUAGAACGGGGCGUCUGCUGGCCACCUCGCUCCCCGUCCUCCCCCUCCCGGGAAUCUCCCGUCUGUCGGGUCCCUUGCCGCCCAGGCUUGGGGGGCCUGCUUCCUCCUCCACACUGGGGGGAAGGCCUUGGGCUCCACCGCACCGUCUGGGUCUUCCCAGGAAUGAGCCAACGGUGGGUCUGGAGCAGGUGCCCCAACAGCAGCACGGGGCUGGCAGGGAGGAGCGUGUGGCGGCAUCCUGCUCACCCCAGGCCCCAGCGCUGGCUGCCUGUGAGGGCCUGCAGGUCGCCCAUGCCCAUGGACCAGGCUGGCCAGGGAGGCACUGAGGGUGGGCCUCGCGGGGCCUGAGCCGGCUUUCCGUUUUGUUGUGCAUUUUUCUCUCCCUCCACCUGUGUGGUGUAUUUCACAGUCACUUGCAGGGCGGCCCCGAGAGAUGUGCCAGCCGCCACCUACGUGCCUUCACCUGAGCUGUCCGCCUUAAUCUGCCGUCUUGCUUUCCAGGGUGGUUAAUAAGAUGCAACACUUGGCAUUUUGUAUGUUUAAGAAACAGUAUUUUAUUUAUAAUAAAAUCUGAAUAUUU